Aspergillus calidoustus is the source of this 684-nucleotide messenger RNA. Lineage: Eukaryota; Fungi; Ascomycota; Eurotiomycetes; Eurotiales; Aspergillaceae. The record is from the annotation of a GenBank genome assembly.
AUGGCCCCCCCGCGCCAACGAACCGCGGCCGUCCAGGACGACUCACGGUCUGAAGCUUCAAGCACAACAACCAAAGAGCUCAAGGCGGCAGCAGCCAAGGGACGAAAAGGUGCUAAUGGUGUCGUGACGACGUCCAUUUCCCGAGAAGUAAAAGUCACCACAAACAUUACCAGCGCGCCCGCUGCACAGGGAGAGCAAUUGGACAACCUUCCCAGAAUCUCCUGGUCCGACAUGCCUCUCGAAUUCCUCCACUCCUACCGACACGCCUACAAAUUGGCCACACCGAGCGCCUUCUCUAGCGAAUACGCACAUAACCUCCUCUCACAAGGAAUCGGCCUGCGAUCACCGACAGCCAUUGCCGCUCAGCGCGCGCAACUCUUGAAAAAAGAUUCGCACCAGACGAACGGCUCGUCAAGAGCCUCGCAAUACCAUACACAUAGCCGCAACGGCACCAGCAGCGGUGACCGUCACAAUCGCUCAAAGAACUCUACCUCACACACUGGCAAGGACGCACUACACCAUAUCGUCGGUCAAGAACGAGUGAGCAAAAACCAGCUGGCCACCGCCGUCCGCAAACACUUUAACAGUGCCGGGCUCGUCGAGCAGGAGGCGAUUGCACGAUUUCUAUACAAAGUCCGUGAAGAGGGUCGGGGACGACAUUUCCGACUGAAGUUUCAGCCAUGA